GAAAAGGAUAAAACUGCAAAUUUUUUAUAGUGCUCGCGUUAGUUAUUAAACAAAUUCACAAAGAAUUUUUAUCCACUCAAUAACGAGAAUAGCCAGUGUGUUGCCGAUUCGAGCAGAGUUAGAGAGCGCAGUAGUCCGUGCGUUACAGCCAAAAUGCGGCCACCGAAAAUGUUUGGUCUGCCAUUAGGGUUGCUACUAUUGACGCUCGUAAGUGCCACUAGUGCGCAGGGCACAUUCGAAGAUGCGGAGACCUCUAAUGAUUACAUGAGUGCCAUCACACACCAGCAGUUUGAUCUACGUCACACAAUACCCGGCGAACCUGAAGUCGAUUAUCCCAUUUACAGUGAGGUGCCAAAAACGAGCUUUGAAUGUACUGGAAAACACGAGGGUUAUUACGCUGACAUGGAGACGCGAUGUCAGGCCUUCCGCAUAUGUGCCCACACUGCACGCGGCACACAAGGCUUCGGCUUCCUCUGUCCCAAUGGCACACUAUUCAGUCAGAAGAAUUUCGUUUGUGAUUGGUAUCGCAAUGUGAACUGCGCCGAAUCGGAACAAUAUUAUUACAAAAACAGUGCGAAUCGCAUAGGCAGCAGUUCGGAUAUGAUGGAAAGAGUACGCCAAAUGAUGGAAUAUCCAAUGAAAACGAUAUCAGCCGCAUUGCAAAAUAAACAAACAUCGCAUCAUACACUCAAAAAACAAUUGGAGCUCUCUGAGAGCGGAGUGGCUGCCAAUGAGAGCGCCGAUGUUGUGGAGCCGCAAUCCAGUCGCGACAGCAGUCAACGCGCUUAUUUGAACCGCAAGUCGGCCGUAACGCGUGCCCAAGUGGAAUCUGUAUCGAAGACUAACGUCGCUACCCAGCAAACACAAGUCGAGGAUACAGUCACACAGCAACGUAAAAGACUGCAGCAACAGAGACAACAACAGCGUACUGAAACGAAGACAGAAAGUAGUAACACACAGCAAACAACAACGAAACCCAACGAUACCAACGAUGAGGAUGUAUAUGUGAAUAGCUUGGGUGAAUUGUCCUCCGAUCCGGGUGUUAAUUUCGAGCACGACAGCGCACGCAUAAUAGCCGAGUCGCCCAGCCGCACUUACAAUUACGCAAAGAAGAGCAAUUUUGCCGAAAAGGUGAAUUUCGGCUUGAAUAGCCUCGCUGAAACGACUACCCCUGAAGUAUUUGCACCCGAUUAUGUCAAGCACUUGCAGACGGCCGAUGAAGAUGCAGUUUUGGCAGCAAGCAUAAAUAAUUUGCUUGAAGUAGUCUCUGAAGAUUUGGAUACGAGUGUCUCUGGUUAUCAAGUGCCAGCGCCGCAAAAGAAUAAGACAUCGUUCCGGUUCCUAAGUCGUGGCUUCUCAUCGCAAAGUGAUCGUUCCAAGCGCCCACCCUAUGAGUAUGCCAAGCCCAAGCAGACGGCAAGUACGAUACGAUUUUCGCCCAACGAGCUGCCCAUUGACGACACUUACAAAGAUACCAAGGAAUCUAUAAAACAAAACUCAAACACGCACGACGAUAACGGUGCUACUUUGGAUAGCUCCGAGGAAAUCAUGAAAUUUAUCAUCAUGACGACCACGCCCACACCGAUCCAGCCAGCCGAAAUAGUUAAGGACACUGCUGCGGAGGUCGCUGCGAAAGAAGUAACUGAUAGAAUUGAAACUGGCGCGGGAUUCAGAGGCGCGCAAGAGUAUGAGACAACGGAAGGUGCCAUAGCCAUCAGCACGACUGAGGCGUUUACGAAUGUCAAUUCUGACCGCUAUUAUUUGAAUAACGUAGGCACCAUGCCACAUAAUUUGGAUUACAACUUCCUCAGUCCACCGGUGCCAGAGUCCGAAGGUGACACUGAAACGUCAACUGCUGACGAACCGACGCUGUACGAGUUUAACGAUUUCGACGGCGGCAGCAGUCCAGCACAGGAAAUUGCUGAUGUAAAUACAACAGAAGCGCUCAGCGAAGAGACAACUACAGUGAGCUCAACAUCCACGCUGGCGCAAGAUAAUAACAGCUCAGCAGAUGUGUAUGCAAAUAUUGUGGAGAAAUUGCUUUUCCCAGCGCAGGAAGAAGCAACAGUAGCCAGUAGCCCAACAACAACGCCAGCUAAAGCGCAAAUGGAGACCUCAACUUAUGCGCCGAUAGUGGAUGAAGAGCAACUCGAUGCAGAGCAUCAAGCAACCAAACUAUUGCUGGCUGGUGUCAAAUUGACAAAACACAGCAACAACGAACUCGUUGAGAACGCACAGAAAGCAAGCGGCUCAUAUAGCGCUAUCUUGGAUCCAACUUAUGGCGAGGAUGGUGCGCUCUUCAUUCAUGUGGACGACGACGACAUAGUAGCAGACAGCACGACCACAACUACUACAACGACAACAACGACCACUGUGCAACCGGAAACGAGCACAAGCGUAAUAGCAAGUAUGAGCGAAGGUGGUAGCUUCCAGGAGCGCAUACGGAAUUAUCGGCGCCUCACUUCACAGCAACGCGCUAACGGCAAACCAUCAACCAAUGGGAGACGCAAUCAGCUGCCAGUCAACAGCAAGCUAACAACUACAACUACAAAAGCACCCAGCAGCAGUAGCACCACAACAACACGCAGUUAUUUGAAGCGCGUGGCUGCAAGCCGUUUGCGUUUGUCGCGCCUGUCAGCGGCCAAUAAUCGCCUAACCACUGCAACACCAAGCACCACUGCCGAAGCGCCCACUGUUCAAUAUACUAAUACCAACAACGAUAGUGUUGAGUCAUCACAAACGAGCAGGAAAAUCGCUGUACGCAAUAUAGACAAGGAAUUGGGCAGCAUUGGCGGCGGUAAGCGUUAUGACGCGCGCGGAAAUUCCUUUGACAAAGAUAGUGCUAAAAAGCGCGGCACCACCAGCAAUCCAACCGUGGUAGAUGAGAGCAGCACAAGCAGCACAUCGCUAAGCUGGGAGACCGUACGCAAUAAUUUGCGACGCUUUCAAGUGAGCACCAAGCCAGCCACCGUUUCAACCACCGUUUCUCCCACAACUGUUAGUCCGCGCCGCGCGGCACCGAAGGCGACGCGCAACAACGCGGUGCGCCGGCGUAACCGUUUCUCCAAUUUCAAAGCGCAARCUAGCGCUAUGACAACGACGACUGCUGCCACAUCAAUAACAACAACUACGWCCACCACGACUKCCGCACCAAAAACAGCGCAAACAACGCCUAUUGCGCCUACCGCUUACUCACUCAGUCCUACACCCAAUCUCGAUCACAUACUAAAAUCCAUCACAUCUUCUGUUUCCUAUUCAACUUCCACUUCAACUAAAGAUCAUGCACCCUUGCGCUUAGCUGAACCACAACCAAGCACUUUUGGCGUGGCGGCGAAUAUGGAUGCACCGGAAACUUACCAAAUAUAUGACUUGACUUCCCCUUCUGCCUCUACUUUUGCUUCAACACCUCCAUCUGCUUACGAAUUUCCCACCAUUUCAAAUACGCCUUCUUCUCCCAUAUCUAUCGACACACAUGCCGAUGACUCGGCAACAUUUCUCGAUUUCGAUAAGUUAACACGCGCCAUUGUUGAUGAUUCCGUCUUACAGAAUUUCCGCACUCAACAGCAGUCCAGCCGACCGCCCACUGUCUAUCAGACAGCACCAGUCACCGUCGCGCGCUCGCUGUCAACGAACAGUUAUGCUCGUGCUGUGGGCAACUCUGUGCCACAGAGCUAUAAUAAGCUGACGCCGCAAGCUCCUGCUCAGUUAACGCCUCCACAGCGCCCACAACAAUUGCCACAGAUUGCCCAACAGCACACACCCCCUACCUCUCCUGCACCGCGUAUCAUUAUUGCGCGCGCAGAAGGUCAACGCAUAGCACCGAACUCAGUGUCAUCGAUUAUAACGGCGCUGGCGACGCAGCCGCCACCCAAGACCACGCCGCUUGCGCCGUAUGUGCCGCUGGACGACUUCCUUACGAAGAAGUUCGGUCAAACCGCGCCGGGCGACACGAACACUAGUGCUGCCACGAAGCAGGCGAUAAGCUUUAAUAAUCUGCAACAACAACAAUACAAGGCAGCACAAAAUUCGCAACAGAAUUAUUAUCAAAAAGCGUCGGGCACAACAGCAACACAGCAAAUUCAGCCGCUCUACAAUCGCGCUGCCGCGCAGGAUAUACAAAUACAAAAGCUAAAGCAACAAGAAGUGGCGCAGGCCGCACAACAACAACAGCAGCAAUUCAAUCAGCGCUUCCAGCAACAACAACAACAACAAUUAUUACAA
Molecule: messenger RNA, 4221 nt
Organism: Bactrocera latifrons
Lineage: Eukaryota; Metazoa; Arthropoda; Insecta; Diptera; Tephritidae
Product: mucin-5AC
Cellular component (GO): extracellular region
Molecular function (GO): chitin binding
Source: RefSeq, a predicted model, not a curated record